Vigna umbellata (rice bean) is the source of this 1468-nucleotide messenger RNA. RefSeq names its product Pentatricopeptide repeat (PPR) superfamily protein. Lineage: Eukaryota; Viridiplantae; Streptophyta; Magnoliopsida; Fabales; Fabaceae. Gene Ontology annotation, cellular component: mitochondrion. Gene Ontology annotation, molecular function: mRNA binding; protein binding. The record is from RefSeq and is a predicted model, not a curated record. Gene Ontology annotation, biological process: RNA processing; mitochondrion organization.
AAAACCCGUAAGGGCAGAUAUACGUUUUGGUUUCCAACGAUUAUUUUUCUUUUAUUUUUCCUUACUAGGGUGAACACACGGUUCAAAUUGCAACGCUUGCAAAACGUAAAUGGGAGUAACAAACCCUGUGCGUCAUUUUAACAAACACCUUACCAACCAAGUACUGGUAUUGGUAAUCAAAGACCUUCCAUUCGAUGCACCACCACCGUCACCGUCACCGUCACCGUCAGCUGCGCCAUGGACAAAUGACGCUGUCACGGAAGUUCUCCGCUCCAUCUCCCGCUACACCCUCCAAUCACCUCGCUCCAUCGGUCGCCAGAGCGGCUUCCGUCACCGCACCCCGCUGCGGCAGCGCAACCUCAACCUCGAACAUCACAAGUUCUGCAACAACACUCUCGUCUUAGGCCCAGCUGCCCACCAAGACCCCUACAAGGUCCAUCUCGGCUCAUUAAAGGCCCUCGAGUUCUUCCGCUGGGUCGAAGCCCGCUUCGCCUUUGCCCAUUCCGAAGCCACGUGCCGCGAGCUGGCAUGCCUACUUGCCCGUGCCAGCGCAACCAAACACCUCUGGAAUUUCCUCAAACAGUGCCCUCAUGUGACCACCGCCACUGUCACGUGCGUCAUCAAACUCCUCGGAGAGCACGGCCUCGCCGACGAAGCCUUGCUCACCUUCCACCGAAUGAAACAGUUCCGCUGCAAACCUGAUACCCAUUCCUACAACACGCUGAUUUACGCGCUAUGCUGUGUGGGGAACUUCACCAAGGCGCGAUACCUUCUCCAGCAAAUGGAGCUUCCCGGUUUCUGGUGCCCGCCCGACACCUUCACUUACACGAUUCUCAUAAGCUCUUAUUGCCGCUACGGAAGGCUCACCGGCUGCAGGAAGGCCACGCGCCGACGGAUUUACGAGGCCGGGCGUCUCUUCCGGUCAAUGCUUUUCAAAGGGUUGGUUCCCGAUGUUGUGACUUACAAUGCCCUAAUUGAUGGGUGCUGUAAGACGUUGCGCGUGGAGAGGGCUUUGGAGUUGUUCGAUGAUAUGAAGACAAGGGGUGUUGUUCCGAACCAUGUUACUUACGGGUCUUUCAUAAGGUACUAUAGUGCUGUGAAUGAGAUUGAUAAGGGUGUUGAGAUGUUGAGGCAGAUGCAGAGGUUGGGGCACGGGGUUCCCGGUUCGAAUUCAUAUACUCCCAUCAUUCACGCGCUUUGUGAAGCUGGGAGGGUUGUUGAGGCUUGGGGGUUUCUUGUUGAGUUGGUUGAUGGCGGAUCCGUGCCCAGAGAGUAUACUUAUGGGUUGGUUUGUGAUGCGCUUCGCGCUGCCGGGGAGGGUGGCUUGUUGUUGAAGGAGGAUGUGGUGCACAAGAAAAUAAAGGAUGGCAUAUGGAAUAGGUAUAGGCAAAUGAUGAAGGUGAAACCUGUUAUGACUCGCAAGGGCUAUCAAGAGAUGGAGGAACCAGUUUGAGUUUGAAUGCACAAA